Exophiala oligosperma is the source of this 4638-nucleotide messenger RNA. RefSeq lists its product as uncharacterized. Gene Ontology annotation, biological process: nuclear-transcribed mRNA catabolic process; rRNA catabolic process. Gene Ontology annotation, molecular function: 5'-3' RNA exonuclease activity; RNA binding. Gene Ontology annotation, cellular component: nucleus. The record is from RefSeq and is a predicted model, not a curated record. Bases 169 to 4341 code for a protein of 1390 amino acids. The transcript has a single exon. Lineage: Eukaryota; Fungi; Ascomycota; Eurotiomycetes; Chaetothyriales; Herpotrichiellaceae.
CCAUCAUCGAAACCACGAAUCAAGAUAUCAACCUUUUUCAUACUGCGGCGUCAGUGGCCUUUAUCUCAUACGCCUUCAACCGCAUGUGUCGUUGAGGAACUUUGCCCUAAGCCUUUUCUUCGCUCCCGAAUAUAAACAUCUUUCUUUUGGCAUUCACCCACCGUCACAAUGGGCGUCCCCAAAUUCUUCAGAUGGCUCAGUGAGCGUUAUCCUGCGAUUUCGCAAUUGAUCGCUGAGAACCGCAUUCCCGAAUUCGAUUGUCUUUAUUUGGAUAUGAAUGGUAUCAUCCACAAUUGCACUCACAAAGACUCCGACUCGCCAUCUUUUCGGAUGACCGAGGACAAAAUGUUCAUUGCUAUCUUCAAUUACAUUGAGCACCUCUUUGGCAAGAUCAAGCCCAAAAAACUGUUCUUCAUGGCAAUUGAUGGGGUAGCACCCAGAGCCAAAAUGAAUCAGCAGCGUGCUCGUCGAUUCCGUACCGCCCUCGACAACGAAAAGGCCCGAGACAAAGCUAUCAAAGAAGGCUUGGAAAUGCCAAAGGAGGAUCCGUUCGACAGCAACUGUAUCACACCCGGGACAGACUUCAUGGCCAAACUUACAAAGCAAUUGAAGUAUUUCAUCAACAAGAAAGUAUCCGAAGAUGUCGAUUGGCAAGGUGUUGAGGUUGUCCUCUCUGGCCAUGAGGUUCCUGGUGAAGGCGAACACAAGAUCAUGGAGUACAUCCGACAGGCCAAAGCACAGCCAGGCUACGACCCGAAUGUCCGUCAUUGUCUGUAUGGACUAGAUGCUGAUCUGAUCAUGUUGGGUCUACUCAGCCAUGAUCCCCAUUUCUGCCUGCUUCGAGAAGAAGUUACUUUUGGGAGGCAAUCCUCGAAGAAAUCCAAAGAAUUGGAACAUCAGAACUUCUACCUCAUGCAUCUGUGCAUUGUGAGAGAAUACCUCGAGCUCGAAUUUCAAGAGCUAGAACUAGACGGUGCUCUCGAUUUUCCCUUUGAUAUGGAACGAAUCAUUGACGACUUCAUCCUGAUGGCCUUUUUUGUUGGAAACGACUUCUUACCUAAUCUCCCAAACCUUCACAUCAAUGAAGGAGCUUUGGCUCUAAUGUUUCAGAAAUAUAAGCAGAUUUUACCGGGGCUGGGUGGCUACAUCAACGAGCAUGGAGUAAUCAAUUUGCAGAGAUUAUCAGUUCUGCUCAAUGAACUGUCCGAAGUUGAGCACCGAUUCUUCGAGGCAGAGUAUUCCGAUACAAAAUGGAUCGGUGCUAAGCGGAAAGACGCUGCGCUAGAAGAACCCCUCAAACCAUCACGCGGACCUGUCAGGGUUUCGCCUGAGCAGAAACAGCUCUUUAAGGACAUCAAGAAGUGGUUCAUCUCUCCUGGUAAUAAGGAUCUGGCCACGAGACAGCCGCUGAACCUGCCCUUCACACUCCCCGCACGGGAUCGCAGAUUUGUACAGCAAUUGGCAGUCGAUCUGAACCUCCCAUGGUCUACCAAAGAAGACGAGGAAGGAAAUCGAUUUAUACAACUAGAAUUCCCACCAUCGCAGGACGAAGAGUUAGAGGAAGAAGAGUCGCUGUUGGCCAUCACCAGAAUUUUGAAGCGAUAUGAGAAUGCCAAAGUCGAAGAGGCCACAGAUGAACAAGCCCAGCAAGACUUGAAGAAGAAAUAUGAUGAGAAGUUCUAUGAAUGGAAGAACAAAUAUUACAAAGAGAAAUUUGAAUGGGGCCUUGAGGACGAGAAGAGUCUGCGCCAACUUACAGAAAAUUAUGUCCAGGGUCUCCAGUGGGUGCUGUAUUACUAUUAUCGCGGUGUCGCGUCGUGGCCAUGGUUUUAUCAGUAUCAUUACGCUCCAAUGAUAUCUGAUGUCAAGAAUGGCCUUGGUGCGGACAUGAAUUUUCAGCUUGGUCAACCCUUCCGUCCCUUUCAGCAACUGAUGGGCGUCUUACCUGACCGAAGCAAGAAGAUUGUCCCUGAAGUCUACCAUGACUUGAUGACAUCAAAAGAUUCGCCGAUUAUCGAUUUCUACCCCCGAGAUUUUCAACUGGAUAUGAACGGCAAGAAAAUGGAGUGGGAAGCCGUGGUGAAGAUCCCUUUCAUUGAUGAAAAGAGACUUCUCAGCGCUAUGGCCACAAAAGACCACCUUCUUUCCGAAGAUGAACGCCUUCGAAACGAUUUUGGAGUCAGCCUCAAGUUUGUCUACUCACCCGAGGUGGACUACACCUAUCCAUCUUCAUUAACCGGUAUUUUUCCGGACCUGCCUCAUUGCCACUGCAUACAAAAUGAAUUCGAGCUUCCAACUAUGGAGGGUCUAGAACCUUAUGUUGGCCUCGUCGACGGAGUGAAACUAGGUGCCGCUGCUCUAGCCGGCUUUCCUAGCUUGAAGACUUUGCCAUUCACUGGGUCGCUGGGGUUCCAUGGCGUGAAUGUUUUCCAACAGGACAGUCGUAACGAAAGUAUGGUAAUAACAUUAUCAGACACUGAAGCACGAAGCAACUCCGAGUACGCAAAGAAGCUACUGAAUCAGCGCGUACAUGUUGGAUACCCAUUUUUACAGGAAGCCAAGAUCGUCAAAGUCUCCGACGAGCUGUUUGAUUACACGAUGGCUGAGGGAGGUAACCAGCAGGUGCAGGCUAUUGAGCACACUGGAAGUGAAAUCGAUCAGUUCCACAAGAAAGCAGAGCGCAUUGAGAAAUGGUACAGUAAGAGACUCGGCAUGCUAGCGGGCGAUGUCGAGACACUUGUCCAUGUCGAGAUGCUCAAAGGCCUGAAAAAACUCGACGAUGGUUCCACCGUCAAGGAAUUUGCCGAACUUCCUGGAAUGGAGACCAUCCAUGCCACGCAACUUGUUGUUGAGAGUGUCAUCAGCGAGGAUGUGCGAUUCAUUGAGAAAUCGGCACUGCCGAUCGAAGAAGAAUUUCCAGAUGGAACCAAUGCUUUCUUCCUGGGAGAUUAUGCAUAUGGAAGGCCGCUCAGUGUGGUCGGGCAUGAAAAUGGCAAAGCAAGAUGUCUGAUUGCACUUUCUAGUGGCCGACAACAUGAAUUCGGACGUGACAUAGCUCAUCAAGCAGAGAGAUUGUCACCUUACACGCCAUCGUUUCAAGUUGCACGGAGUCUCAACUUGAACGCACUGGCUUUAGCCAAGAUCACUUCCUCAUACUCCGUAAUGGUUGAUGAUCAGCGAGUCAACCUUGGAUUGAACCUCAAGUUCGAGGCCAAGAAGCUCAAGGUGUUGGGCUACUCACGCAAGAGCCAGAGUGGUUGGGAAUUCAGCCAGAGAGCUGUUGAGUUGAUCCAACAGUACAUGAUCAAGUUCCCACAAUUUAUCGCUGGCAUCAACAACAAUCCACAAGGCGAUAUGCUACCGCCCACUGCGUACUUCCCAGGCGAUGAAAAGGAGGCAAAGGCAAAGGUCAAAGAAAUUCAGGCUUGGCUCAAGGAAAUCGAGUCAAAGAGUUUUGAAAAAGUCCCUCUGGAAGCGGAACAGCUGGAUUCGGAGAUUGUCAAGCGAAUUGAAGCCGCUGCUGAUGAAAUGGUUCGCACUGAACCACCUUCUCAGAACAAAGUCAUUGGAGGAGUUCCUCGGCAUGGUCUUCUGAAGCCCUCUGAUGCACAAUGGCGUUUGGGCAGCCAGAGUUACUCUCUAGGAGACAGAGUUAUCUAUGUGGCUGACUCCGGAAAAGUCCCAAUCGCAUCUCAAGGCACCGUUGUGGGCCUCACUCAGACCACAAGAGAGACUUGGCUCGACGUUGUGUUCGAUGUGUCCUUCAUGAGCGGCACAUCCUUGGGAGAUCGUUGUUCACCAUUCCGUGGUUCCACGGUGCCUACCUGGUCAGUUCUGAACCUUAGCAACCGUCAAGUUUUGGCAUCGUCAAAGGCAAGUGCCAAUCGACAAACGAGUGUAACCCAAUCACCACUCACAGUCACGGGCUAUGGACAACCAGGCAUCAACGGGCAAGGGCAAUUGCGUCCAGCUCAAACACCGCCAGCAUUACGCGGGACGUGGCGUGGAGCUGUAGGUGGACAAGUCAACGGUCGUGGUAAACUGAACGGAACACACAUGCCAAUUCGAAGUCUGUCUGGAUCCCCUGCCAAUGGCAACCGUGGAGCAACAAUAAAUGGUGCCCGAGGAGGUCGGGGUGGCUACACAACCAGGGGUGGCUACAAUCAAGUCGAUCGGGGUGAUCCUCAAGCCGGUGUGAUCCAGAAUAACCCGGCGUUCAGACCCAAAUCUCACAACAAUGUUCCACCGCCGUCUAAUCUGAAUCAUUCCAAUACGCCCCGCGGCCGGGGCAGAGGUGGUCGUGGAGGUACAGCACGCGGAGGAAGAGGACCUUCUUCUUGAGCCGAGUCCUUGACAACCAAUGGUAGUUGUUGAGUUCCCAUGAUUGUUCAUUAUUUGUGAGUGGCGUGAAUGUGGAUGACGUGGCAGCUCAACGAUGGGAUUAGAUAGCUAUCUGGAUUCUCAGGCGUCUUGAGUAGGCAUACGGCCAUGAAUGAACUGCUUCCAGACUACCCGAGCUUCCUUACCAUGGAAUGGAGGAAGGGGACGUAGGAGCGACCUGCAUGUUAGCAAAUAAAGCCCACCAGAGACUCAACAUUAGUUUGUACUAGAUAGAAUCUCCAUCAAUUCGCAUCAACG